This is a messenger RNA of Neogale vison (American mink), 8040 nucleotides long. RefSeq names its product NEDD4 like E3 ubiquitin protein ligase (gene NEDD4L). The coding region runs from base 220 to 3147 and encodes 975 amino acids. Gene Ontology annotation, biological process: ubiquitin-dependent protein catabolic process; regulation of dendrite morphogenesis. Lineage: Eukaryota; Metazoa; Chordata; Mammalia; Carnivora; Mustelidae. The transcript has 31 exons. Gene Ontology annotation, molecular function: protein binding; sodium channel inhibitor activity; ubiquitin protein ligase activity. The record is from RefSeq and is a predicted model, not a curated record.
CGCCAGCCCGCACGGCCCCGCAGCCUUCCGGGAGGAAGCGGCGCAGGCAGCGGCCGGGGCGCGCGCUCGGGCUCCCUCACCUGCCGGCGUCCGGCGGCUCCCCCGGAGGGACAGAGGGACGCGCGCAGGCCGGGCGCGGAGGAGGAGAGAAGACCGGCCGCUCGCGCCGCAGCCCAGCCGCCCCGGAGCGCCUCGGAACCCGCGCGGGGCGCCGGCUCCAUGGCGACCGGGCUCGGGGAGCCGGUCUACGGACUUUCGGAAGACGAGGGAGAGUCACGUAUUCUCAGAGUGAAGGUGGUUUCUGGAAUUGAUCUCGCCAAAAAGGACAUCUUUGGAGCCAGUGAUCCAUAUGUGAAACUUUCAUUGUACGUAGCGGAUGAGAAUAGAGAACUUGCUUUGGUACAGACAAAAACAAUAAAAAAGACGCUGAACCCGAAGUGGAAUGAAGAAUUUUAUUUUAGAGUAAACCCGUCUAAUCACAGACUCCUGUUUGAAGUAUUUGAUGAAAACAGAUUGACACGGGACGACUUCCUGGGACAGGUGGACAUACCUCUCAGUCAUCUCCCGACAGAAGAUCCGACCAUGGAGCGACCCUAUACGUUUAAGGAUUUUCUCCUUAGACCAAGAAGUCAUAAAUCUCGAGUUAAGGGAUUUUUACGAUUGAAAAUGGCCUAUAUGCCGAAAAACGGAGGUCAGGAUGAGGAAAACAGUGAGCAGAGGGAUGACAUGGAGCAUGGCUGGGAGGUGGUGGACUCCAAUGACUCGGCCUCUCAGCACCAGGAGGAGCUCCCUCCCCCGCCACUGCCCCCCGGCUGGGAAGAGAAGGUGGACAAUCUCGGUCGGACGUACUACGUCAACCACAACAACCGGACCACUCAGUGGCACCGACCAAGCCUGAUGGACGUGUCCUCCGAGUCGGACAGCAACAUCAGGCAGAUCAACCAGGAGGCCGCGCACCGGCGCUUCCGUUCCCGCAGGCACAUCAGCGAGGACCUGGAGCCGGAGCCCGGCGAGGGUGGAGACGGCCCAGAGCCUUGGGAGACCAUUUCCGAGGAAGUGAACAUCACUGGAGACUCCCUCAGUCUGUCACUGCCCCCACCGCCGUCCUCUCCAGGGUCUCGGACCAGCCCUCAGGAGCUGUCUGAGGAACUGAGCAGAAGGCUUCAGAUCACUCCAGACUCCAAUGGGGAGCAGUUUGGUUCUUUGAUUCAGAGAGAGCCGUCCUCAAGGUUGCGGUCCUGCAGUGUCACGGACGCGGUCGCCGAGCAGGCUCAUCUACCACCGCCCAGCGCCCCAACUAGGAGAGCGCGGUCAUCAACUGUCACAGGUGGUGAGGAGCCAACGCCAUCAGUGGCCUAUGCGCACACCACACCGGGCCUACCUUCAGGCUGGGAAGAAAGAAAAGAUGCUAAGGGACGCACAUACUAUGUCAAUCAUAACAAUCGAACCACAACUUGGACUCGACCUAUCGUGCAGCUCGCCGAAGACGGUGCGUCCGGAUCCGCCACAAACAGUAACAACCACCUAAUCGAGCCUCAGAUCCGCCGGCCCCGUAGCCUCAGCUCGCCGACCGUAACCUUAUCCGCCCCGCUGGAGGGCGCCAAGGACUCGCCCAUACGCCGGGCUGUGAAAGAUACCCUUUCCAACCCACAGUCCCCACAGCCAUCACCCUACAACUCCCCCAAACCACAACACAAAGUCACACAGAGCUUCCUGCCGCCCGGCUGGGAAAUGAGGAUCGCGCCCAACGGCCGGCCCUUCUUCAUUGACCACAACACAAAGACUACAACGUGGGAAGAUCCACGCCUGAAAUUUCCAGUACACAUGCGGUCAAAGGCAUCUUUAAACCCCAAUGACCUCGGCCCUCUUCCUCCUGGUUGGGAAGAAAGAAUUCACUUGGAUGGCCGAACAUUUUAUAUCGACCACAAUAGCAAAAUUACUCAGUGGGAAGACCCAAGACUGCAGAAUCCAGCGAUUACGGGUCCGGCUGUUCCUUACUCCAGAGAAUUUAAGCAGAAAUAUGACUACUUUAGGAAGAAAUUAAAGAAACCUGCUGAUAUUCCAAAUAGGUUUGAAAUGAAACUUCACAGAAAUAACAUCUUUGAAGAGUCCUACCGGAGAAUUAUGUCCGUGAAAAGACCAGAUGUUCUGAAAGCUAGACUGUGGAUCGAAUUUGAAUCAGAGAAAGGUCUUGACUAUGGGGGUGUGGCCCGAGAGUGGUUCUUCCUACUGUCCAAAGAGAUGUUCAACCCCUACUAUGGGCUUUUUGAGUACUCUGCCACGGACAACUACACGCUUCAGAUCAAUCCCAACUCUGGCCUCUGUAACGAAGACCAUUUGUCCUACUUCACUUUUAUCGGAAGAGUUGCUGGUCUGGCGGUAUUCCAUGGGAAACUUCUAGAUGGUUUCUUCAUUAGACCAUUUUACAAAAUGAUGUUGGGCAAGCAGAUAACGCUGAAUGACAUGGAGUCUGUGGAUAGUGAAUACUACAACUCUUUGAAAUGGAUCUUGGAAAAUGAUCCUACUGAACUGGACCUCAUGUUCUGUAUUGAUGAAGAGAACUUCGGACAGACCUACCAAGUGGAUCUGAAGCCCAACGGGUCAGAAAUAAUGGUGACAAAUGAAAACAAGAGGGAAUAUAUUGACUUGGUCAUCCAGUGGAGGUUUGUGAACAGGGUCCAGAAGCAGAUGAACGCCUUCCUGGAGGGGUUCACAGAACUGCUUCCUAUUGAUUUGAUUAAAAUUUUUGAUGAAAAUGAGCUGGAGCUGCUGAUGUGCGGCCUCGGCGACGUGGACGUCAACGACUGGAGACAGCACUCGAUCUACAAGAACGGCUACUGCCCAAAUCACCCUGUCAUUCAGUGGUUCUGGAAGGCCGUGCUGCUCAUGGACGCCGAGAAGCGGAUCCGGUUACUGCAGUUCGUCACGGGGACGUCCCGAGUGCCUAUGAACGGCUUCGCCGAACUUUAUGGUUCCAAUGGUCCUCAGCUGUUUACAAUAGAGCAAUGGGGGAGUCCUGAAAAACUGCCCAGAGCUCACACAUGCUUUAAUCGCCUUGACUUACCUCCAUAUGAAACCUUUGAAGAUUUACGGGAGAAGCUUCUCAUGGCUGUGGAAAACGCUCAAGGAUUUGAGGGGGUGGAUUAAGCGCCCCCCACUCGCUCCCCAGCCUCGGGGUGGCUGUUGGUCCAGCAAGUCCUGCUUGCACUUUUGCAUUUGCCUAACAACAGACUUUGCAGAGACCAGGCAGAAAGAGCAGCUGCGGGCAUGGCUCCUGAGCCGAGCCUUCGCGAGCCUUCGCCUGUGACUUGCCCAGGUUCGGACGUGGGAGCCCGGUCCCAGGUCACGUUCCUGCAUUUUCCACCACCAAUUAUCAACUGGUUGAUGUGUACACUAAUUACAUUUCAGGAGGACUUAAUUCUAUUUAUGUUGUGCCUCUGUAGGCAAAGCCCUUAAUAAAUAUUUUACAUACUUUAUAAUGACAAUGAAUGGAAUUAAUCACUCUACAGGUAUAGUAUUACAACUCAUGUUUACUUUUUAAAAUGAUUUAGACCGAUUUUCAGAUUUUAUUUCAUUACAAUUAAAGAUGUCUCGUGUACUUGGAAAAGUGAGCAUAUUUUUUUUGUAUUUGAAUUUCAUACCAGGUUUAAUGUCAGUGACAUUUUUUAUUUUUGAAGUUUAAGUUCCCUCCCCACUCCUUACUUGAUUAGAAUUGGAAGACUGAUUUUUGUCCAAAUAUCUUCUACAGACAAGUACUUUGAGAGCAUUUAAACUACAACAUUAGGCAUAAUGGUAAUUUGCUCCAUACUCAGAAUGCAAACAAACUGGAUAUUACUUUUUUUUUUUGUACAAAUUUAGCAUACUAGCUGCAGGCUGAGAGAAUUGUAACAUAGCAUGGUAAAUUCAGUGUUGACUUCGAAGGAAUCAUACCAUUAUUCCUUAGAAGUAAUUACGUGUGCCAGAACACAUCUGGGGACAGGGUUGGACUGUCCUUUCUCAGAAGAGACCUUAGCUACCGCUCUCUGACGCUGUAUAGUCCUUCCCUUCUCACCUUUUCUUCUUUGCUGUUUGUAGUAGAGACAUUUGAAUGAACCUUGGCACCGAUUGAUUUGAAACUGCGGAAACCAGAGAUGUGUUUCAUGUCCUACUUGUAUGCGUUGGCUAAUGGUCGCGAAAUAACCAAUUUUUGUUCUAACUGCACCAAUUCUGAAGGCACUUUAUGGACCACAUGGAGGUCCUAUCUGGUUUUGUUGAUGUUUUCUUUUUUACCAUAGACGGUCAUUGUGAUGAUGCUCUCUUCUCCCUGCACACAUCUUUCCGGUGCAGUGUGUAUCCGUUGUGACUCUUGCUGCUGGUGUAUAAAACCUAGCUGGAAAGCUGAGCCUACAGACCCGUCCUCACCCGCUGUUCCGCGAUUUCUCUGCAACUACCAAGAUUCACUGAAUGCACACUUCAUCUGACCGGGUUUUGUCCCCUGGGACGUGUUGCAUGCUUCGACACUAUGUACUGCCUGAGUGGUGUUCGUUCUGUGCUGGACUAAAAAGUGAGUGGGAACUUGGAUGUGAGCCCCACGGUUGGUCGGCCGAUCGGGUGGUGGGGAUGGAGGGUUCCGCGCACUUGGAUUCUUUGCCGCUUUGAGUGUUCAUUGCAGAAUUCUGUUGUGUCUAGAGAAAGCCUGCGGAGCCGCAUAGGGGUUCAGCAGCCCUGCCGCCCUUUUAACCUGUGUUAUCCUAAACCCUGUCGUGACAGGGGGCUCUAGAGAUGUGAUUUCUUGCCAGUCAUCAAUAAGACAAAAUUGAGGUUUCGGGGCCUCCCUCUUUGUUAUGUAAGGACCUUUUGGUGUAAGAAAUUCAUUGUUACCCAGCUCUGGGUGGCUGGUGGAAAAAAACCGUGAAUGUUCAUGAUUGUAAGUGAGUUGUCUUCAGAGGUGCAGACAUCAGGGUGGGGGUCUGAGAGAAGGUGGAUUUCUACGGAGCUGAGGAUUAGUUCCCUUUUCUAUUGACUUAAAAAUCUCCAGUAGUGAUCAGAGAACUUAGAUGUUGAAUGAUUGGAAAAAAAUACAACACUUAUUUUUUUUUCUGUCUGUGGGAUUUUUUUUUUUCCCUGCAGUCAAUAUAUAACAUGUCUCUUGGCAAAAACCCGCUUCAUGUAGCCCCUUCCUGGUCCAGAGGGCUUUCUUUCUAGAACUCGCACCAAAGCCCAUGUUCGGAUGGAUUCUGAGAGUGGUCGUUUCAUCACAGAGAAAGCCUGCGGUGUUAGCUGAAGAACUAAGUUUCUGUCAUUUUGCAAACUGAAUAUUCAAAAAAUCAGAGUAUUCCAUGUAAAUGCAAAUUAGGCAGUGUUAAAAAAUAGGAAUGAGAAAUCCAUCCUAAGAUCAUUUCCGUGCCAGGAGCAGAUAGGGAUUGUCGAACUAUACACCCCUGUGAAUACUUGAAAGACCAUAAUUGUGGGGACCGUUCGGUUUAUCUGCCACUAAAUGUGGGAUUCAGUGACGGUCAGAUAGCAAAUGGGUUCGAGGUUUGUUCCUAUUUGGCUUUUGAUCCACGUCAGAUCCCCUCAUCUCAGCAAUUCUCAGUGUUUCGGUCUUUGUCUAAAAUAGUCCUAGAUCUUGUUUUCUCUAAGUGCUGACAACCACUCGCCAGUGUCUUCCCGACAGAGUCCUGGUGGUGGUUGACAGCAGAAUGCCGGUGGGUCCCGUGAGCAGGCGCCCCCGGGGACAGGGUCCAGGACAGGCUGCUGGUCCUGGUUACCCUCCUCUCUGGCGCUUCGGAGUCCAGGGGCUCUGCACCUUCUGUUCCCUUAGAAAUUAACCCAGAUCAGGCUGGAUCUGGCUAUUUUUUAGUUGCCUGAAGAAGGUGCAGUUCUUAUGGGUCAUUUUGCCCCGAGGUUAAGAAGCUAGUUCCAGAAUUAACAGCUGCACUGUGGACAUGAGCUGUCACGCCCGCCUGUAGGUCCUGAGCGUUUCUGUCCCUGUCCCUUGUGGGCCUGCAGUUGGAUUUGGAAUGUCUGGAUUAGCUUCAGAAGGCGCGCUGCUGCUUUUGUGCCGGCUGCCUCUGCAACAGGAAACCAGGAGGCAUUUAUCUGUUUUAAAGUUAUAUUCAGCUCUGAAACUGUUCCUGUUCCGUACUUCUCUGUAGCCAGGCCUGUACCAAAUCACAAGAAUGUAAGAUGAUGCUUUGAUUUUUGUUACGAGGCCCUCUGGUCGACCAUCGGGUUUUUCCUGUGGUCAGAUGUCAGAUGCUCUAAAGUGACUGAAGUGGGUUCUUUCUCCCACAUACGGGUGCAGUGAAAGAUUCUGAGAAGUGGUUGGCCGAAUAUUUCAACCACAUUCCACAUCUCACAGCAUUAAAUAGACAAGUACCGUGGCUGUUCGAUCCUGCCAGAUCUAGACUGGCUCUCUUGAAAGCCAAGUGCACACGCAGCAAAUUACUAGUUGUUCUAACAGUUAACUCCUUGUUUAACGCUUGGCUGUAGCAUUUUCCUAAGUCUCGUAUUUUACCUCUGAACUUGAAUGUGGAGAGCGUGGGUUAAUCUGUUCUCAAGCCCCCUCCCUGCUGUGCUAGCCAUCUUCUUUAUUUUCCUCUUUCCUCUGCACCCCUUAUUGACAGGGAGAGACGGACACUUACGUCUGGUAUCAUUUCCUGCCUUGUCCGGUAGGGGGUGCUGCUGCGCAGGGUGACUGCCUGGUGUGCUCCCUUCCUGGCCCCCAGGCACUACCUCUUGUCUCCUUCGGGCUUUGGGGUACAUCCUGAGAAGUCACGUCAAAACUGCCAAUUUCAGGUCUGAGAUGCGUUUUUAAAAAUCCUUACAGACUCCACUUUGUACUUUAGAUUUUAAAACUGGGAAGACAAUGGGAUACACUUUGGACCACUUUCUAAUUUAUCUAAGCCUUAAUGAACAGCGUAUGUACACUUGCAUAUGCACACGCCCGCCCCAGUGUGUGUUCAGUGUCAGAAACAAUGCUGUAGCAUCAGGACGUGAGCUGGUGUUGUGUUUUAUUUCAGAAAACGAUAGCUUUCUGUCUAUAUGAAAUUUACCAAGAAAACUUCUCAUUAGGCGUCUGUCCUUGGUGAAAGGUGUUGUGCGCGUAGCAACACGUGUUUAAAAUGCAUGUCUCCUUGUUCGUUGGGCUGGUAUUUCUCAGGAGCAUCAGUAGGAGUCUUAACAGUGUCGGCUGCAGACCUCUGUGUCCUGCAUCUCAGCCUUGUGUCAGAGCAUCGAAAGCCUUUCUAAUGACCAUGACCCUGUGUCCGCAGACACCUGUGUUCCUGUAUAAGCCAGUUCACCCUUUCAUUCAGACGGAUUUCAUCAAAAUUGUCAUGGUUUCCUUCAUGUUAACUUUGCGUGACUUUGUUUUUCCUUUACUACUACUUACGUGAGAUGUAUAUAUAUACAUACGUAUGUAUGCUGUCCAAAUAUAUCUGUAUAUAUUUGUAUAGCAUUUUUACACCUUUCUCGAGUAAUCUGGUUUCGAAAGGGAGUGAGAGAGCUUAGUCCUUCUACAGUUUCCUCCAAGCUAUGUCCUGAGAUGUCUGACCCUCGGAGCCUGAGAAGGACCCCAGGAAAAUGAUGCUAACAUGCUGUCAUUCCGUAAUUCGGGAUCCUUUACCAAAUGAAACAUUAAAAACAAAAACAAAAAAAAAAAAGCGACUUUAAGGUGAAAAGAGUUUCAAGCAUUCCAAAUGAAUUCUCAGUGUUUCAUAACUUUUUAUUAUAAACCCCACUUCCUAAUAAUACAAAGCCAAGUACUAUUUGAUACAGUGAUUACAAACCAAACUAUGAAAUUUUUUUAAAGACAACUUCUGGAUAACGCUCCUUUUCACAAUCAGAAUGGCUUUAAAAUACAGUUGAAUUUGAUACACACAAGAACAGUUUUGUUUAAGAACAAAUCUUUUUUUGCUCUUCAUUUUUCUUGAGAGAUCUAAAGAGAAAUUGUAGAUUGUUUUCCUGACAGCAAAAGAGUAAUGUGACAAAAUGAAGUCGUUGUAAAGAAGUGAUACAACUUGUCAAAUAUUUAAUAAAGAAUUAUGGAAGCUGGAA